Dimorphilus gyrociliatus is the source of this 799-nucleotide messenger RNA. The record is from the annotation of a GenBank genome assembly. NCBI's taxonomy places the organism in Eukaryota, Metazoa, Annelida, Polychaeta, Dinophilidae.
CAUGCAAUCCGAUCACGAAUUGAUAAAAGCUCUCCAGAAUGAUAAUAUACGCAGUGUUGACAAUUUUUUCCUAUCAAUGUCAAAGAUAAAAAUUACUGGCCCUACUUUGUUAGCUGCAGUAGUUCAUAAUAAUUAUGAAAAUUCAAUUCGUACUUUGAGAAAUAUGGUUCGCCACAAAGUUGAUAUAAACUAUCAAGAUGAACAAGGCAAAAGUGCACUAAUGUUUGCCGUCGAAACGGGAAGAAUUGAAACUAUACGCUUACUAGCUAAAUAUGAAAAUUGCAAUCCUAAUAUUGAAUGUAAAGAUGGUACCAGAGCAAUACAUAUAGCUGUAAAGAAGGACGAUGAUAGAAUCCUCAGCCUACUUAUAAAUACUAAUUUUUAUCCUUACUUAUUGGAAGUAAACUGUCCCGAUAAGAGAGGAAAAACGCCACUAAAUUUGGCAUCUGAAAGAGAUCAUUCGAAAUGUGCUGUAAUAUUAUGGAACGAAGGUCUCGCCGAUACCUCCGUACUCUGCCGUGAGUUUCCUCGGAAAUGUUCAAUUCAAUCAAUUACGUUAGAUGGAUUGCAAACAGUCGAUCCAGAAUCUAAAAAAUCUACAAUUGACAAUUGUCUACUAUCUCCUAGAUCUAUUCACCGCAAUCCACCAACUGAGAAGAAAUCCAAAAAGUUGAAUAGAAGUAAUACAGAAAAUCAUACUGUCUAUUUAAGUAAAAAAAUCUUAAAUCGAGUCAAGUCUGUAACACCUAAAUUGGAGAAAAAAGAAACUUUAUACACUCGAAUAUCUGUCGACGAUUAA